Molecule: messenger RNA, 2076 nt
Organism: Ciona intestinalis (vase tunicate)
Lineage: Eukaryota; Metazoa; Chordata; Ascidiacea; Phlebobranchia; Cionidae
Product: NFU1 iron-sulfur cluster scaffold homolog, mitochondrial
Biological process (GO): iron-sulfur cluster assembly
Cellular component (GO): mitochondrion
Molecular function (GO): iron-sulfur cluster binding; iron ion binding
Source: RefSeq, a predicted model, not a curated record
GUUGUGAGAAGAAACUUACAAGCACUGUUUGUGAACCUAUGGAGUCAAUUUUAACAGCAUGGGUCAAAUUAAAGAAUUCCCAGUCUGACAACGCUUUAAGGCUGUUUUUGUCCACAGUGAAAGAGCAUGAAAAUGCGUUGCGAGAUUUCAGUCAAAUAGAUUCAGAAGAUCAGUCACUCCGUGUUUCACUUGAUAAAUUGAAAACUGUAUUCUUGCUGGAGCUACAAGCAGUGCAACAGAGGGGCGCAGAUGAUGCAGAGAAAGCAAGGAAUGAUAUUACAACCCAUAGAGAGGAAAAUGAGAAUGUUGUGUUGAAAAUAUUAAAAGAAAUGAAAAUUGCACAGAAAUAAUCUAAAAACAACAUUAUAUAGGCUAUAAAAAUUGUUGUUUUUUAUUUUUUCUUUUGUUGAUUAUUUUGCUAAAAUUUGUUGUGUAGAUGUAGAUGAUAAAUGAAGUUGUACAACAUACUCUCUUACUUUUCGCUGAAAUAUUUUUCCUCAGUUAAUUUUGUAUGUAAAAUUUUGUUGAAAUUUAGUAAUGAUCUCUAUCUUUUUUGUAGGUUUUGAAUCCUUCUGCUUAAUUCACAUGGCUAGACAUGUUAAGUGGAUAGCACGCACUGUAAUUGCUAAAGUUGAUCAGGAAAACAAAAUUUCUGCGUGGGAAGAAGCAUACGAACAACUAAAUCGGCAACUACGCAAGGAGAAUAUUCUGCAAACAACAAAGAGAAACCGAUAUUACGAGAAGCCGUGGAUGAGAAGAAGAAGACUUGCUUACGAAGAGUGCAAAAAAAUCUACAAUAAUGAAAUGGAGCAGAAAGUCAGUUUCUUGCUAAGGAAAAACAGAAGAGAGCCUUGGCGUAUUUGAAACUUGACUGAAAACUGUUUUGUUAACUUGUUUAAUUUUGUGUGUAAUUAUUUAAAGACAUUGCUAUGGCUAGUUUAAUUCUUAAAUCCACUUUGAGAUACAACACAAUUGGUUCCUGCUUGCGAAUGGGCAAACAUUCUGCCGCAAUAAACUUGCAGCCCUAUUGUUUUACUUGCUAUCAAGAAACUUCAAAUAGGAAGCUAUCAUUAUACCCGAUUACACGAAACGAAAAAAUCCUGCAAAAGUUUGCCCCCCUUUUUAAAAUUACUUCACGAAGUAUGUUCAUCCAAACAUUUGAAACUCCAAAUCCAAACUGCCUGAAGUUUGUACCAGGCGUACCAGUUCUUGGUACAGGCACGGCCGACUUCCCAGAUUGGAAAAAUUCCUAUAAGUCCCCUCUUGCCAAGCGGCUCUUUGGAAUUGAGGGUGUCAAGGCAGUGUUCCUUGGUCCGGACUUUCUCACAGUCACUCGGCAGGAUGAGGAAGUUCAAUGGAAGGUUUUGAAACCAGAGAUCUACUCCCUAGUCAUGGACUUUUUCACUGCAGGCAACAUCCCUGUUCUCACUGAUGAAGGACCUUCCGCAGAUACAGUGGUGGAUGAAGAUGAUGAUGAGAUUGUUGCCAUGGUUAAGGAGCUCCUGGACACAAGGAUCCGACCCACAGUUAUGGAGGAUGGAGGAGACAUUAUCUUCAAGGGAUUUGAUCCAGAAACAGGCUCUGUGAAACUCAAGUUGCAAGGCUCUUGUAGUAAUUGCCCAAGCUCAAGUGUCACAUUAAAAAGUGGGAUUGAAAACAUGCUUAAGUUCUACAUCCCAGAGGUGAUGGAGGUGGAAGAAGUUAAGGAUGAAAGUGAUGAAGUUUCUGAUCGGGAGUUCCAAAAACUGGAAGAUCAGAUUCGAAGAAAGGAAAAACCUGAAUAAUCUAAACUGAACUUUGAAUACGACUAUUGCAAAAAAUGCAAACAUGAUUUUUUUGCCUACUUACUCCACAACUCACUGUGGGUUCAUCUUGUGACUGAACUUGACUAAUUUGUAAUAUUUAUAAAAUAUAUUCAAUAACUUAAAUUGCAAAUCACAGUAGGCCUAAUUUAAUAUUCUUUAACUUGCAUAUACGAUAAGGAAUAAACAGACGAUUUCCAUUGUAUUCUAGACAAUUUGGUAAAUGUGUUAUCAUAUAAAUAAUAUUAAACCUUGAGUGUGUUUUUGCUUGUAG